Hansenula anomala is the source of this 1539-nucleotide messenger RNA. RefSeq lists its product as uncharacterized. Bases 1 to 1539 code for a protein of 512 amino acids. NCBI's taxonomy places the organism in Eukaryota, Fungi, Ascomycota, Saccharomycetes, Phaffomycetales, Wickerhamomycetaceae. The record is from RefSeq and is a predicted model, not a curated record. The transcript has a single exon.
AUGAUUGAUCAAAAUGUUGAUGAAGCUAUAGAUACAGAUGGUGUUAGCAUUGAAGAAAGUCACACUGAAGGUAAUUAUAAUUAUCAAAAUGUGCUACAUCAGAAUAAUAAUAACUCAAACUCGAACUCAGUUCUGUCUAUAAGCGAGUUAACUUCGUCUAGUUCAAAUCCAAAAAUCAGAGAUCCAACUACACCGCUUGACUUUGACAAGCCUGAAGCCCUAGAUGAUUUUCAAAUCUUUCAAGAUAUUUUUCCUUCUUUUGCUUCAGGUGGUGAUCUGCCCCCAUUUUUGAAUGAUUUUAAUACAUCACCUGCAAAUGACGGUAAUACUGAAAACAAGGAUGUGUCAAAAUUGUCUUAUUUUGAAGAAAACAUGAUGUUAAAGCAUUUCUUUAAAAGAUUGUUACCAUUGCUAGAUGCACAUCCUAGUACACCAUGGCCUCAAUUAGCAUUGAAGUACUGUGAUUUUGAGGUUGCCAAAAGUUGUUUCAUUUCCUUAGCAUGUAUCCAUCUAUAUGAAACUAAAGGGGCCAAAGAGUUUUACAGGACUGGGAUGAACCAUAUAAAUAACACCAUGGAGUAUCUUAUUGAUUAUCUGAGAGAUAAAUCACUGGGCUCAAUCGGUGACGAUGGGCUUGACGUUGACCAAAUUAUAAAGAAUUUGAAGCAACAGCCGUUAGAGAAGCAAAGGUCCAAUUUCUUUGUGAUAUUGCUACUGAUCCAUGUUCAUCUACUUUUCAGUGUGCUAGAAUCUGGAAGAUCAGCAUUAGUUAGAACGUUUUUCCAAUUAUUCAGUGGUAUCGUUAAGGAUUCUACAUUUAAGACAUAUCUGGAGAAUAUUGAAGAAAGUGCAACAUUGAUUAUCACCUUGUCAUGGUUUGACACUAUAACUGCUGUUGUUUCACCAGAUUGUAGAGUUCCAUUUUGUGAUGAUACUUGGUAUGGGGAUAAGAAUAGUUCAAUAUCUACAUUCCAAGUCAUGGGUUGUCCAGGUGAAAUAUUCAAAUGUAUUGCUAGAUUGUGUGAACUUAGAAAAGGAUUGAAAGAAAAACAUUUGAACAAGAAACAAGCACAUGAAAUAUUUGUCAAGGUGAAAAACGAAUUAUUAAGGUACAGAGAAUUUGUAUUAUUUGCAAACGAUACUGAUGAAAAUGAAAUUACCUUGAGGAUGAAAUGUUCACAAUGUUGGUCUAUUGCAGUUCUUUUGAAUUUCUAUCUAUUAGUUCAUCCUGAGGAAAAAGAAAUCGUCAAUGGGUUAUUGUUGGAAUUUAUCUCUAUUUAUGGGUCUAUGGAAAGCACUUCUACCCAUGUGACACAAAUGGUUUGGCCUGUGUUUACCAUGUCUUGUGCAUGUCAAACAAAUUAUCAAAAAAGACAUUUCAGAAAAUUUAUAGAUGUCUUGUACACAAAUGCAAAGAUGGGUACUAUCCACACUAUAGGAGUUAUUGCUGAAGAAUGCUGGGCUACAGGUAAGUCAUGGGAGGAAAUUUUAUCAAGUAAAGAAUGGUUGAAAUCAGGAAUUGACUUUUUGGUGGUUUAG